CGGGCGGGCGGGCGGUCUCUCUCUUUUUUUGCCUGCGUAGCUCGGUGGGCGGGGCGCCCGGCGCGCGCGGGAAGCUAAGCAGGCUCAGCCCCGGACAGCUUUCGGAUGGGAGACAGGAGCAGCAGCGGGCCGGGCGGCGUCGUCAUUUCCGCGUAGCUUGGUCUUUCCCGCAGAGCACCUCGCCAAAGACUCCUCCCGAAUCCACCAGGAUGUCAAGUGCCAACCCCUCGGGUCACAACUGGAACCGGAAGCCAAAAGCGGAGGAGGAAGAGGAAGAUCCCUUCGACAAAAUGAUCUCCCGCACCGGUUGCGCCUCUUUCCACUAUGCGGUGCAGGAGUGCAUGGCUGAACACCAGGACUGGCGGAAGUGCCAGGAGCAGGUGCGGAGCUUCAAGGACUGCAUGAUGGAACAUGAGAAGCAGAGGAUGGCAGAGCUGCACAGAAGACAGAAACAGCAUCAAACCACAAGCUGACAGCUUUGCACAAUGGGCAGUUCCCUUGCUUGGCUUGGCGGAAGUAUUUAAAUACCGGCAGCGCAGCACAGAGCUUGAGUCCUGGGGAAACUGUUGCUGUGGGAGGUGGUUCAAAGAGAUGGGAAAUAACUGCAUGCAUUACUCUUGCAGUAAUCCCCUGGCUAAAUUCUUCUGGUUUUUUU
Messenger RNA from Lacerta agilis (Sand lizard), 655 nucleotides. RefSeq names its product cytochrome c oxidase assembly factor 4 homolog, mitochondrial. Bases 210 to 473 code for a protein of 87 amino acids. Gene Ontology annotation, cellular component: mitochondrial intermembrane space. The transcript has 2 exons. NCBI's taxonomy places the organism in Eukaryota, Metazoa, Chordata, Lepidosauria, Squamata, Lacertidae. Gene Ontology annotation, biological process: mitochondrial respiratory chain complex IV assembly. The record is from RefSeq and is a predicted model, not a curated record.